Messenger RNA from Aspergillus viridinutans, 2601 nucleotides. Its product is annotated as putative cellobiose dehydrogenase. The record is from RefSeq and is a predicted model, not a curated record. Bases 1 to 2601 code for a protein of 866 amino acids. Gene Ontology annotation, molecular function: oxidoreductase activity, acting on CH-OH group of donors; flavin adenine dinucleotide binding. The transcript has 2 exons. Lineage: Eukaryota; Fungi; Ascomycota; Eurotiomycetes; Eurotiales; Aspergillaceae.
AUGCGUUCCUUUCUUUUCGGUGGCUUCGUAGCCUUGAGCUCGACGCUCGGCGCCUUUGCGGCAAACUACAACUCCUCCGCCUACAGUGACUCGGCAUCCGGGAUCGACUUUCAGAGAUGGUGCGAUGAGGAUACUGGAUUCUGCUUCGGUCUGGCUCUCCCGGAGACCGUAGGAACCGACUUUGUUGGUCAACUGGUGGUCCCGCUGGACAGCUCGAAAGGAUGGGGUGGUGUCAGUCUGGGUGGCUCCAUGACCUCGGCUCUUUUGAUCGCUGCCUGGCCAAAUGGGAAUUCGGCUGUGUCGAGUCUGCGCAAGACAACCACCUAUGCCAACCCGGACGUAUACAGCGGAGACGCCAGUCUCACCGAGAUCGCCGAGGGCACUUCCGUCAACAGCACUCAUCUCACUUAUACUUUCCUUUGCAGUGGCUGCAUCCUCGGACAACCAGCGACAUUCGAUGCCACCGAUGAAACGUACUUCCUUGGCUGGGCCCUCAGCAAGACCAGCCCUACCACUCCUGCCUCGGCUUCUUCGGCUUUGACAUACCAUGCCGCUGGCUUUGGUAGCUUUGAGAUGCUCCUCGGCCAGGCCAAGUCCUCCAAGUACUCCACCUGGGCUGCCAUGGCCAAGUCGACUGGCGGAUCGCCCUCCAGCACUCCUUCCGCGUCUGCGUCUGUCACCGCGUCCCCUAGUCGCAGCCCUGUUGCCACCGUGACCCCGACGGUUUCGAACUCCACAUACGACUACAUCGUUGUGGGAGGCGGUGCGGCUGGUAUCGUGGCUGCGGAACGCCUGGCGGAGGCAAACAAGCGCGUUCUGCUGAUCGAGCGUGGAGUUGCCCCGACUGUCGAGAUGGGUGCGUCUGACGCUCUUGCAUGGAACAAGACCCUGGCGCCCGUGGAUAUCCCAGCCCUGAACCAGGCACUUACCACUCUUGGUGUCGUUGGGGAUUACCUGUGCUCAGAUACAGCCGGCAUGGCGGGAUGUGUUCUCGGAGGCGGCACGAUCGUCAACGCGAUGGCCUUGAUUUACCCACAGGAAGCAGACUUUGACGACAAGUGGCCUGCCGGCUGGAAGUGGCAAGAUGUCAAGAAUGCCGCUGCCCGCUUCUACGAGAGAAACCCGGGAAGUCUCCUCCCGUCCGCUGACGGCCGCCGAUACGAUCAGGGCAUGUACACCGUGCUGUCUUCCUUUUUGAGCGGUCUCGGAUGGAAGUCUGUUGAUCAGCACAAGCAGCCCAACGAGAAGCACAAGGCGUUUAGUUACCCGUCCUGGUCGGUCGCCGAUGGCAUCCGAGCUGGUCCUGUGCGUACCUACCUCCCUUUGGUCCAAAACAAGGACAACUUCACCCUGCGUCUGCAGACCACGGUCCGCCGUCUGAUCCGCACGGGCGGCCACGUCACCGGCGUGGAGGUUCAGAACGCCUCGGGAGGUAUUGAGCUCAUCCGGAUCCGUCCAGGUGGCAAGGUCAUCCUCGCUGCGGGUGCUCUGUCCACGCCUCGCAUCCUCUUCAACUCUGGUAUCGGCCCUGCCAACCAGAUCAAGACCGUCCAGACCGGCAGUACCGGAAUCACCCUCCCCGCUCAGGACUGGAUCAACCUCCCUGUUGGCCACAACCUCAAAGACCACCCCAUGUUCACCAUCAAAGUCAGCACCGGCGCCAACUUCACGGCCUUCAACACCUCCAGCGUCAUCCCCGCCACCAACUCCCUCGCGCAGCGCAUGUACGCCAGCGGCUCCGGCAUCCUCACCCAAGGCGGCCACCGUCUGCAAUUCUGGAGCUCAAACGUCGCCAGCGACGGCGUCACCCGCUCCUACCAGGCCUCCUGCAGCCCCGGCGGCGACGGCGUCAUCACCAUGAAGCUGUACCUAACGCACGGCGCCACCUCCUCCGGCGUCCUAGGCAUCAACGCCGCCGGCUCCACAACCAUCGAAACCGAUCCCUGGCUGCAGACAGCUGAGGACAAGGAGGCCCUUACAUCGUUCCUGCAGGAGCUCCUCGACGACCUCAAGAAAGCCUCCUACACCGUCCAGGAUUACACCUCCGCGGCCGAGAUCCUCGCCAAAAUGACCAGCGGCGACCACUUCGUCGGCACAGCCAAGAUGGGCACCGACGACGGCCGCCGCAACGGCACGUCCGUCGUGGACACCAACGCCAAGGUCUACGGUACCGACAACUUAUACAUCGUCGACGCGAGUAUCCACCCGGAUUUGCCAACCGGCAACACCCAGGCCAUCGUCAUGAUCGCCGCCGAGGCCGCCGUCGCCCGUAUCCUUGCGCAGGGCAGCGGCCCCGGCUCCUCCAGCGUUGUUGUUUCCGCCCCGAGCCAGAACACCGCCAUUGCUUCCGCGUCCAACACUGAGAUUGCAGUUCCUGCUCCUACGGGUGGUCGGGAAACCCCUGUCGGGGGUGGAGCUGUGACCUCCGCUGCGGCGGCUACCGAAACCGAAACAGCAGCUGCUUCUACGACAGCCAAGGCCGAGGGCGGUGGUGUGGCUACCGUCACGGAGUGGGUGACGUCUGUGGAUGUGGUUACCGUGACCAAGCAGGUUGUUGUGACUGCUACCACGACCGUGACCGUUCUGCCUACGUUUGCCUAG